AUGAGCAUACAGAAGAGAAGGAAUAGAAUCGGAACAAAGAAUGAGAAUCUAUAUGAUUGGCCACAUCAAGAAUAUGAGAAUAUAGAGAGUAACUAUGCUACACAAGAAUAUAUACAAGAUAAAAUAAAUGCAAUCAUUGAACCACCGGAAUCACACGAUAUCUAUGUUUGGCAGUACGAGCAGAUCAGACAGUUCACAUUGGAGUUGAAUCAUUUCGCGACACACUUGAAGGAGGUAUGCAAUGCAAAGACGUGCGAUAAGAUGAAAGCCACCGAAGAUUGUGACAAGAAUUUCCCAAAAAGGUAA
Heterostelium album PN500 is the source of this 306-nucleotide messenger RNA. RefSeq lists its product as uncharacterized. The transcript has 3 exons. NCBI's taxonomy places the organism in Eukaryota, Evosea, Eumycetozoa, Acytosteliales, Acytosteliaceae. The record is from RefSeq and is a predicted model, not a curated record. Bases 1 to 306 code for a protein of 101 amino acids.